AUGCAGCUUGCUAUCAUUGCCGUCAUCUUAUUCACCGCCGUUACGGUGGUGACCAAGUUAAUACAAUUUCGAAAAGCCCCUAUCAAUCAGUUCUUAAAGAAGUUGAGAUUUAUAGCGAACGGACUCACACUCGGGACACCUCCGUCGAAACAGGAGGAAGCCGCCUUACGCGCCGAUGACGGGAAUGAAAUCCCUUCAUCUUCAUCAGCGGACCUGUUGACGAGGACUGAAGUUGAGACUCGGUUCGGCAAGGAUACUUGGCAAGGCCUUGCGUACCACGAUUUCAAAAGCGCAAUAUUAGCCAAGGGGAGUGGCAUGAAAACCUUUCCUUGCGUAUAUGCCACCAUGGGAUAUCGAUCAGACGACCAUCGCUAUGUUUUCCUCGAGUCAGACGACCCAUCAUCGCCCCAUAAUGUGCGCAAGGUAUCUCUAGCUCUAGCCGAGUAUCUUCGCAUGUCAAUCUCUCUGGGUCCUAAUACAUCACUCGUCAUCAUCGGCGCCCCCUCCGAGAAGCAGCGAACUGUCGAAGAGUAUAACCGUACCUUCUGGGACAUGCUUCGAGGUCUUCGUAUCUGCGAUCCAAGACCUUGGCCAGAAGAUAUUCCACAAGAUACAGAGGAUGCUAAGUGGACGUUUUGCUUCAAUGGAGAGCCUGUGUUUCCGGUCAUGUUGACCCCAGCACACCAGAAGCGAUGGAGUAGACAUAUGAGUGUACCGGUGAUUGCACUGCAACCGAAGUGGGUGCUGGACAAUCUGCUUGGAACUCCUGAGAAACGAAAAGCUGCACAGAGCAAAGUUCGGACCUUGUUACAGAAGUAUGAUACGAUAGGUGUCAGUCCGGAUCUGACCGCUUAUGGUGCAGUCGGUACUAGCGAAGCCCGCCAGCUAUGCCUACAGGACAAGAACGAAUCAGUUCAAUGCCCAUACCGCAACUUUGAUAGCUAG
This is a messenger RNA of Fusarium fujikuroi IMI 58289, 945 nucleotides long. RefSeq lists its product as uncharacterized. The transcript is spliced from 2 exons. The record is from RefSeq and is a predicted model, not a curated record. Lineage: Eukaryota; Fungi; Ascomycota; Sordariomycetes; Hypocreales; Nectriaceae. Bases 1 to 945 code for a protein of 314 amino acids.